GCAGUCGGCAGUCAGUCGGCGAAAGAGCUCCGGCGCACACAGAUCGAUCUUUCGCGUUCUGCGUUCCCCAGAGAUAAGUCCACCCCCAGGAUGAGAUUGCACAGCCUGCUGCCGCUCCUGGCACUCCUUGUCGCCCAGGCGGCCGGUCAAGAUCCCCCGUCGAAUGCCGGAUCAACGACCAACUCCUCCACGGACAGCAGACCAAGGAUUCCCACCAACGAUGAGAUUCUUGGCCAGAUGCCGCCCAUCUCUCCCAUUCGCACCGGCAAUCCCCAGAUGGACGCCUUCUACAUGAUGUUCCCAGCUUUGGGCAGCCUCCUCCGCUGGGGCAGCCUGUUCCCGGCCUACUCGUUCCUGGGUGCCAUGCCCGAUAACCUCCAGCCCUCGGCAGCUGCCUCCAAGGUGGUGCUCGUCCUGGCCGAGGAUGCCACGGCCAAGACGCGAAUUGCUCGUCAGAAUCAAGCGCCCAAUCCUCUGGGUCAGCUGAUGAACUGGCCGCAGGACUUCCAAAUGCCUGCAAUGCCCGACUUUGGCCCGCAGGUGGGUUCGUUUUUUGCCCAACUGCCGACUUUGCCGUCCAUGCCUAGCCUUUUGGGUGCCACAGCUCCAGUUCCUGCUCCCGCUGCUGAUCCUGCUCCUCCGGCACCGGCACCAGCUGCCGAUCCUCCAGCAUCCGCUGCUGCCGACACGGUUGCCCAACAACCUAUCCUAAGUCAGGCAGCUCUGCAGAACGCCUUCUCCUUCCUGAAUCCGGCGAACUUUGAUGCCAGCAAUAUACUGGGCCAGGGUAUUCCCCAGCUUCCCCCGCUUCCCCAGCUCUCCCAGAGUGCUCCUCAACUUCCCCCUCCAAAUAUGGACUUCGUGGCCCAAAUGCAGAGGCAGUUCUUCCCACAACAAACCGCUGGAACGGAUGCCCAGGCCUCCGACAUAUCCGAGGUGAGGGUGCGUCCCGAGGUUUCCUACUCGCCAGAGGCACAGAUGGCCCAGCAGAAGAUCAAUGCGGCACUGGAGAAGGAGCAGGAUCAGGAGCGAGUGCCCCUCCUUUGGUUCCGAAUGCCCAGCACUCAGGGCCAGGAUGCGGCGGAGGAGAAGACCCUGGACGAUCUGCGAGUGGAGGCCAAGUUGAGGGCCUUCGAGCAUCAGGUGAUAGCCGAAUUGAAAAUGCUGCAGAAGAUCGAGCUGCUGGCCAAGCAGAUGAGGUCCAGUGCCGCCGCGCAGUCUGGAGAUUCUCCCAACCGGGUUAGCUACCCCCUGAGUCGCACACCCGUCCACAAGAUCACACGGGCCGAUAUCGAGCAGGCUCUGCGGGAUGAUUAUGUCCGGCGAUUGGUCAACAAGGAGGCCCAACGCAAGGUCAGGAACCAACCAGGCCACACCAACCAGAGGGCAAACGGCUUGAAGCGUCAGGCCAUGCCCCAACAGACUCUGUCCAAGGAGGACAUCGUCCAGAUCAUGGCCUAUGCCUAUCGCAUGGCCAACGAGCAGAUGGAAGGCGAGAAGGGCAAGCAGGACAAGAUGUACGCGGCCUACAGGAAUUCCGAGGGUCAGAGGGCCAACCAACAGGCCCAGGAACAGAGGCAGUGGUCAGAGGAUCAGGACAAGAUCCAACAGAAUGAACAGCAGAGGCAAGUGGGGCAGGAUUCUCAGAUGACUCAAAUGAUGCAGCAGCAGCGACAGUGGUCAGAGGAUCAGGGCAAGAUCCAACAGAAUGAACAGCAGAGACAAAUGAUGCAGAAUCCUCGGAUGAUUGAACCGAUGCAGCAGCAGCGACAGAAUGAACAGCAGAGACAAGUGGGGCAGGAUUCUCAGAUGAUUCAAACGAUGCAGCAGCAGCGACAGAAUGAACAGCAGAGGCAAGUGGGGCAGGAUUCUCAGAUGACUCAAAUGAUGCAGCAGCAGCGACAGAAUGAACAGCAGAGACAAGUGGGGCAGGAUUCUCAGAUGAUUCAAACGAUGCAGCAGCAGCGACAGAAUGAACAGCAGAGGCAAGUGGGGCAGGAUUCUCAGAUGACUCAAAUGAUGCAGCAGCAGCGACAGUGGUCAGAGGAUCAGGACAAGAUCCAACAGAAUGAACAGCAGAGACAAAUGAUGCAGAAUCCUCGGAUGAUUGAACCGAUGCAGCAGCAGCGACAGAAUGAACAGCAGAGACAAGUGGGGCAGGAUUCUCAGAUGACUCAAAUGAUGCAGCAGCAGCGACAGAAUGAACAGCAGAGACAAGUGGGGCAGGAUUCUCAGAUGAUUCAAACGAUGCAGCAGCAGCGACAGAAUGAACAGCAGAGGCAAGUGGGGCAGGAUUCUCAGAUAACUCAAACGAUGCAGCAGCAGCGACAGUGGUCAGAGGAUCAGGCCCAGGCUGAAGGAAUGACCCAACAGAAUCCCACGAUGAUGCAACAAAGGCAUUGGGUGGAGGAUCCUCAAGUGGUUCAGCAGAUGCAGCAGAGGCAGUGGAUCGAGGAUGAGGCCAGGAUGCAGCAGAGGCAGAUGAUGCAACAGCAAAGACAAUGGUCCGAGGAGCAGGCUCAGCUGAAUGCCAUGAUGAUGAUGCAGCAAAUGCAGCAGAGGCAGUUGUCCGAGGAUCAGGCCAAGAUCGAGCAGCAGAGGCAGAUGAUGGAAGAGGAUCCCGCGAUGAUGAAGCAGCUCCAGUGGGCCCAGGAGAACCCCCAGUCGGACCAGCAGCCCUCGAUGAUGAUGCAGCAACCACGAAUGGAGCAGACUCCCAUGAUGAUGGAACAGGUCGGCCGAAAUGAUGAUCCAAUGGACGCCAUAGUUGGUGAGGCGGGUCCCCAGAUGAAGGAGAACGAAGGAACCGCCCGGCACAAAGUGGAUUUCUUGGGAAUUGGUGGCAACAAGCGCAAGAAGUUCAAGUCCUCACCGCCCACGGUGAUCAACUAUUACUACCCGGCACCGGUUCAGCGUCCCGCGGCCCAGGGUUACGGAAGUAGUUAUGGAACCAGCUACGGAGGUGGGGGCUACGGAUCGAAUGCCUAUGGUGUGCCCCAACCAUCGAUCUCGUACCGGGCAGCCGUGGGCAACGAUGAGGUGGAUGCAAUGCUGCGCCAGCAUCAAACGAUGGGCAGGACAAUAAACGCCAUUCAACAACCAAGCCAAGUCGGUGGAUCGGAGAGGCAGAAGAGCAGCUCUAAUCCUCCAUUGGCGACGACACCAGCUCCCCAGGAGCAACCACAGUCACAACCGCAAGAGCAUCGAGUCCAAAAAAGGUUAGCCAUUUUUCACAGGUUUGGGCGACGGGUAGAUAAUACCACAUCCAAGGGUUGCGGAUGCGGCAGGUUGGAUUGUCUGUGUGGCAGGAGUUGUCAGUGUGGAAGAUCAGGAGCAGGAGCAGUCAGUUCCAGGGGAUCCUGCCAGUGCAGGGCCAAUCGCCGGAGCAAACGGAACGUGGAGUAUGGAACCCUGGAGACCAUCGAUGAGGGUUCCCUCAACGAACUGCGACGGGAAUACAAACUGGGCCUAAAAGAGAUCACCCUGAGUCCCGAUGAAGAUCCCGCCGAGGCCCUGAUGCGCUACAAUGCGGCCUCCAUUCGCGAGGCUCUGGAGAGGGCCAGUAUGGAGCCAUUGGAGAUUGGUGGAGAUCAGUACGAAGAGGGAACGGAACAGGAGGCCGUGGUGGAGGAGCAACUGCAGCAUGAUCCCAACGCAGGGUACCAGUAUAAUCACCAGGACUUUGUGCGCCUAACCACUUCCACAGCGGCACCAACGACAAGCACCACAGAAGCCACCACUCCAGGUGCCAGUGAAACCACCUCAGAAGCCAUUGCCACAACCACUGAAAGUGCCAAGAAUGAGGAUAUUGAGAUGCAACAGGAUUCCGUGGCCGAGAGCUCCCAUGUAACCAAGUCGAUAUCCAAGCAAGAGCAGGAGAUCCAUCAGCUACACAACAUAGUGGAUGAGCUGAAGAAGGAGAUCCUCAAGCUGAACCUCAGAUGCAGCAAGAUAGUAUCCACCAAUGUGGUCAAAGAAAAGUCAGUUACGAUAAAGGAACCAGCCAAAGUGGAGGAGGAGUCUUCCAAGCAGGCGGAGAAGCCCAAGGUGGAGGAGAAAAAGAAUGAGGGAGAGCCAGCUACAGUUGAGCAGGUGGAGGAGCAGGAAGAGGAGGAGGAGGAUGCCGAGGGUUCAAGUAGCUCCACCACCACCACCAGCACCACAACCACAGGGACUCCACCAACGAAUUCUCCAAAACCUGAGACCAAAUGCCACGUUGCCCAGGACAAGGCCAAAGUGGAUGAGCCAAGUGGUACCUCCAAUAAACUGGACUACGAAGACGAUACCAAUUGGCAACGCAUUCUGGCCAAUAGAGGCUAUGACACGGAUUACCUGACCAAGAACCAUGAGGCACAGUUCUCCCAGGCCCCGAAUCUGGAGAUGCCAAAGGGCAGUAAUUACGAUAACAAUGGCAGCCAGGAGUACGCACCCUAUCCGGAGUUCCAGGCGGAUGAGCCCCAUUCCGAUACGGGGACGGAGGGCAAGACCAAGAGGGCCUUGAGUGUGAAACAGCAGGCGCAGCUACUCAAUGCGGCCCUUAAUGAUGGUGGUAGCGAUGCGAGUGAUUCACCCACCACACCCACACCGUAUGCCAUGAGGGGAAAGUUUGUGCGGCGUAGGAGGACUCCCAGUCCGAGAAUCACAGAGGAAAGCCAUGAUGGUUGGGCACGCUCCACUCGUCAAGUGAAAAUGCCCCAGCGACCCAAAAAGUCCGUGCCCCAGGUGAAAAAGAUCAACUCGCAGGUCACCACGAAGGCCACCGUGAGUAGCACCAAGCUGGACAGUUUGGUGGAUGUGCUCAAGGAUCUGUUGCGCCUGCAAAUCCAGAAGGAGAAAAAGUCCAGUCUCCUCAGGGCCCAGAGCAAUAUCGCCUCGAAAACCCCCAAAACCAUUAAGCCCAUCAAAGUCAUUAAGCGAAAGAGGUUGCGUAGAAGGCAACACAAACCCAUUGCCACCACCAUCAGAACUUCCAUCCAACCUAAAGCAUAA
Molecule: messenger RNA, 4989 nt
Organism: Drosophila subpulchrella
Lineage: Eukaryota; Metazoa; Arthropoda; Insecta; Diptera; Drosophilidae
Product: defective chorion-1 protein, FC125 isoform
Exons: 4
Coding region: 91-4989 (1632 amino acids)
Biological process (GO): chorion-containing eggshell formation; microtubule-based movement
Cellular component (GO): dynein complex; extracellular region; egg chorion
Molecular function (GO): minus-end-directed microtubule motor activity; dynein intermediate chain binding; structural constituent of egg chorion
Source: RefSeq, a predicted model, not a curated record